Protopolystoma xenopodis is the source of this 273-nucleotide messenger RNA. Lineage: Eukaryota; Metazoa; Platyhelminthes; Monogenea; Polystomatidea; Polystomatidae. The record is from the annotation of a GenBank genome assembly.
AUGCCCAGACUGAGAGAAACAAGAAUGGAUUCCGAUUUUGGAAUGUGCAAGUCUCGAGAAGACGUCCAUCCUGACGAUGUUACAUCCCAUUCAGCCGAAAGUGUGAAGGAAAGUCAAGAAAGCGGACAGAGCGAAGCCAGUCUGCGUGUGGACAGACAGAAACCGGAGACUGAAAUGGUCCUUUCUGAAGACAACACCUCUAGUGUGAGCAUAAAAUUGGGGUAUUUUUUAUUGGAAAAUUCAAUACAUACUAUAAAACUCAUUUUCAAGUAG